AUGGACUUUUUCGGGAUAUCGGGACCGAUAUUCGAGUUAGAUCCACUAUCGCAACAUCUUUUCGCUUUGGAGUUUUUGCGACCUGUUUUUACGUCCGGUAAAUUAAAGGAGAUGUUUUCUUUAAUAUCACAGUGCUCCGAUCGACUUGAACAAUACAUAGAAACAUUAGCAAGCAAAAACGAGCCUGUAGAAUGUCGCAAAUUGACGGCCAAGUAUACGACCGAUGUAAUAGGUACUUGCGCCUUCGGCAUUGAGAUGAAUGCUAUGUCAGACGAAGACAGCGAAUUCCGCAAGAUGGGAAGAUUGGUCUUUGUGCCAACUUGGGAGAAUAUUCUACGGGCGAAAUUCAAACAAUUUCUGCCAUGGCUUUGCGAUAUUCUCAGUUACAUCCUACCAAAAAUAGAGGUCAACAAAUUUUUCACACGCAUUGUCAUAGAGACCAUGACCUAUAGAGAUGCGAAUAAUAUUGUUAGGCACGAUUUCAUUGAUAUAUUGCGCGAAUUAAAAAAACAUCCAGAUAAAGUGAAUAAUAUCGAUUUGACCGAAAUCUUGAUAGCUGCUCAAGCAUUCAUAUUUUUCAUUGCCGGCUUUGAAACUUUAUCGACGACCAUGAGUAACGCUCUUUACGAGUUGGCAUUAAAUCAGGAAAUACAAGACAAGCUACGUGAGGAAAUUAAUGAAGAAUAUAUCAGACAUAAUGACAAUUUUACGUAUGAGAACAUUAAAAAAAUGAAUUAUUUGGAUAAAAUUUUUAAAGAAACUUUACGAAAAUACCCGCCGGUACCACAGCUUACAAGAAAAACGACGUCGAAUUAUACUUUUGGUGGUAUCAAAGUUAAUAUACCAAAAGAUCAGGACAUAUGGAUUCCCAUUUACUCGAUUCAACGAGAUCCUGAUAUUUAUCCGAAGCCAGAUGUGUUUGAUCCAGAAAGAUUUAAUGACGAAGUUGUGCAAACCAGGCACCCGAUGUUUUAUCUCCCUUUCGAUGACGGACCAAGGAAUUGUAUUGGUGCCCGCUUCGCUGUUUAUCAGACAAAGAUUGGGCUUAUAAAGAUAUUGCGAAACUAUAAAGUCGAAACUUGCGAAAAAACGCCAAUACCAUACGUAAACGAUGCUAGGACGUUUAUAUUAACACCAUUAGGUGGAAUAUAUUUGAAAAUGAUUAAAAUCCAUUGAUAUUAGUUUACGCUCAGUCUUUUCUCUCAAAAAACGUGCGUCAAAAAAGUGAAGAAAAUAUUCAUAAAAGAGAAUAAUAAUUGCCGAAAGCUUGAUAGCUGCUCACGCAUUCAUAUUUUUCGUUGCCGGCUUUGAAACUUCAUCGACGACCAUGAGUAACGCUCUUUACGAGUUGGCAUUAAAUUAGAAACUACUUUAAUUGAAUUAUUAUUAUUUUAUUAAUAUCUAUAGUAGUAAUAUUAUUUCGUGACUAUAUUAAUUUAUUAAUAAUUCGGAUUAAUUAUCUUAAAUUUAUAUUCUUACAUGUAUGAUAGAAAGAUAGCUAUAUUUUUUCUUCUGCUGAGUUAAUGAGAACGUGUAAAAAUAGAGAAUAAGCAACAUAUAAAGUGUUUAUAAAUUUUCGAUAUUUUUAACAUUGUUAAAUAAUAUACAUAAACAUUAUUUUUGUAUAUCC
Molecule: messenger RNA, 1630 nt
Organism: Formica exsecta
Lineage: Eukaryota; Metazoa; Arthropoda; Insecta; Hymenoptera; Formicidae
Product: probable cytochrome P450 6a13
Exons: 5
Coding region: 1-1176 (391 amino acids)
Molecular function (GO): iron ion binding; heme binding; oxidoreductase activity, acting on paired donors, with incorporation or reduction of molecular oxygen
Source: RefSeq, a predicted model, not a curated record